Molecule: messenger RNA, 1930 nt
Organism: Hyla sarda
Lineage: Eukaryota; Metazoa; Chordata; Amphibia; Anura; Hylidae
Gene: ACAA1
Product: acetyl-CoA acyltransferase 1
Exons: 12
Coding region: 106-1365 (419 amino acids)
Biological process (GO): fatty acid beta-oxidation; phenylacetate catabolic process
Cellular component (GO): peroxisome
Molecular function (GO): acetyl-CoA C-acyltransferase activity
Source: RefSeq, a predicted model, not a curated record
AGUCACGUGGUGUGUCACAUGGUGUGCCGACAUCACCCAGGUCCGACUACUGGAUAGGAACUAGAACAGUGACAGGUCAGGUGCGGAGUCCAUCUACCUUGCAGCAUGCAUAGAGUACGGGUUGUGCUGGGACAUCUCCCCGGGACCCAUAAGGGGAUUCGGGCCGAAACCACCUCAGCCACAUCCGACCGGUCUCAGGACAUCGUGGUUGUGCAUGGCCGGAGGACUCCAAUCUGCAAAGCCAAGAGAGGGGGCUUCAAGGAAACCACCCCCGAUGAGCUCCUGUCUUCUGUCAUGUCUGCCGUUCUCAAGGAUGUCAAUCUGAGGCCAGAGCUAAUAGGGGAUAUCUGUGUAGGAAAUGUGCUACAGCCUGGAGGAGGCGCUCUUGUUGCCAGAAUUGCGCAGUUUCUCAGUGGGAUCCCAGAGACUGUACCCCUAUCUGCUGUGAACAGGCAGUGCUCAUCUGGCCUGCAAGCCAUCAUCAACAUAGCUGGUGGAAUCAGAAAUGGUUCAUAUGAUAUUGGAUUGGCAUGUGGGAUGGAAUCCAUGAGCCUCAGAAGUGUGGGAAAUCCUGGAGACAUUAGUCCUCGUACUGUGGAUGACAGUAAAGCCAGGGACUGUUUGAUCCCCAUGGGGAUUACUUCAGAGAACGUGGCUGAGCGGUUUGGGGUCACGAGACAGAAACAAGACGCAUUUUCUUUGGCAUCUCAACAAAGGGCUGCAGCUGCUCAAAGAUCUGGCAAAUUCAAGGCUGAAAUUGUUCCUGUGACCUCCACAUUCACCGAUGAUCAGGGCAACACAACCACUAUAACUGUAACUGAGGAUGAGGGGAUAAGAGCAAAUACAACUAUGGAGGGGCUUGCCAAGCUCAGACCAGCAUUUAAGGAUGACGGGACUACAACUGCUGGAAAUUCCAGCCAAGUCAGUGAUGGAGCUGCUGCUGUAUUAUUAGCCAAACGCUCAGCUGCUGUCCAGCUGGGUCUUCCCAUAAUGGGAGUAUUAAAGUCCUUUGCAGUAGUUGGGGUUCCACCUGAUGUUAUGGGGAUAGGACCUGCAUAUGCCAUACCAGUGGCAUUAGAGAAGGCAGGUCUUACCAUUCAUGAUAUAGAUGUUUAUGAAAUUAAUGAAGCCUUUGCAAGCCAGGCUGUAUAUUGUGUGGAGAAAUUAGGAAUCCCAUUGGAGAAAGUUAACCCCAAUGGAGGAGCCAUUGCACUUGGACAUCCCUUGGGCUGUACAGGGACCCGCCAGACAGUCACUUUACUCAAUGAGUUGAAGCGGAGGGGUAAACGGGGUUAUGGUGUUGUGUCCAUGUGUAUUGGAACAGGGAUGGGGGCAGCUGCGGUGUUUGAAUACCCUGGAAACUGAAAGCCUCCAAUAAUCCAAGUCUUGUCUGGCCAAAACAACUUGUCCUCCAUACUUUUAAUAUGAAUCCCGGUUCAGUUCUAUGAAUUCUUUCUUAUAAGUAACACAUAUGCAUUAAUUUUGGGAUCUUUCCUAAGAAAGCUGCUAUCAAUUUGAAAACUGCACCAACCUGCACAUGUGGAUUGAGCUGUACUGCGAUCAGAACAUGCGCAUGCGGCCCGAAUGGCACUGGAUCUCAACUACUCCAUAUGAACUGAGCUCUAACGUCACUCUCAUGUAUAAAAUAGUGAUUAUACCCAGAAGGGCUACAUAGUCUGUAUAUUCCCUGUAAAUGAUAUUUUGGCCAUAAUUCUAAUUACUUGGUGCUAUAGCACUUCAGUAGAUCAGUCAGUACUUCCAUGUGCGUAUACAUAGCUGGGGAUUGUGGUUGUUGCUGCUGACAGGGAUCUUUCUAAUGGGUCUUAGUUGUCAAGUUUUAUACUGAUCUGAAAACCUAAUUCGCCUAAUUUACUGCACUUUUUAAUGGUUGACUAUUCUGCAAAUGGUUAAUAAACGUCAUGCUUACUUG